AUGGAGGAUCUGAAGCGGCUGGCAAAGCUGGGGAGCAAGACGCCAGGCCACCCCGAGAACACACUCACGCCGGGGAUAGAGGUCACCACAGGUAGGCUUGGAUGGGGUGGUGGUGAGGUGGGGGCCGCCACAGGUGGACUUUGUGCUGAAGCUGUUUGCGUCAAUGCUGUUUGGGAAUCCCGCAGUCUUUCCUCCUCCUGGUCUUCCUCCGUGUCGACUUCCUUCCAGGAAGGUUCCAGCUGCCCACUGGGGCAGGGCUUUGCGAAUGCGGUGGGGGUGGCAGCAGCAGAGGCGCACCUGAGUGCUCGCCUCAACACCGUUGACUUUCCUGACCUCAUUGACCACCACACCUCUCGUUCUCGCUGUAACCCCACCCCUGUGUUGCUGCUGCCUGUGCUCCUGCCUGUGCUGCUUCCUGUGCUGCUUCCUGUGCUGCUGCCUGUGCUGCUGCCUGUGCCGCUGUUGUCCAGGUUCGUUGUAUUUGGCGAUGGCUGUGCGAUGGAGGGAGUGGUGAACGAGGCAGCAUCUCUGGCGGGCCACUGGGGUUUGGGAAAACUCAUCGCCUUCUAUGACUCCAACCAGGUCACCAUAGACGGCAGCACGGAUCUCGCCUUCUCGGAGGACGUCCUGGGCCGUUUCGCCGCGCUGAGGUGGCACGUGCAGCGAAUCACGCUUCGCGACGCCGCUGACCUGGACGCUCUCCGCUCCGCCAUACAAGCCGCCAAGAACGAAACCCACAAGCCAUCCCUCAUUCAAGUGGACACGGUGAUAGGGUUUGGUUCGCCCAAGAAGCAGGGCACCAGUGCGGCGCACCAUGGGGCGUUUGGGAAGGAGGAGACGGAGGCGAUCAGAAAGACGCUGCACUGGCCUUACAACGAGCCGUUUACUGUUCCUGACGAGGGCACCAGUGCGGCCCACCAAAGGGCGUUUGGGCCCGAGGAGACUGAAGCUAUUCGGAAGACACUCAAAAGGCCUCACAGCAAGCCGUUUACCGUUCCUGAGGAGGUGUACAGGGCCAUGCAUCAGGCGGCUGCGCGCGGCCAAUCAGCGGCUGCCAGCUGGAGGGAUCGGGCGGCGCAGUACCGCCAGCGCCACCCGGACCGGGCGGCGCUUUUGGACGCACUCACAGUGCCCGGGCGGCUGCCAGCUGGGUGGGAGGACUCGUUGCCGCACUUUGAACCAUCAACUCCUCCCGAUGCUACCCGCGGUUACUCUGAGGCGUGUCUCAAUGGCCUCGUGCACUCGCUGCCCAACCUUCUGGGCGGCAGUGCUGACCUGGCAUCCUCCAACAAGCCACCUUCCUCCCCUCAUUCCCUCCCUCCCCUCAUUCUUAUUCCCUUUCCACGCCCCACUAAUCCGCCCUCCCCUCAUUCCCUCUCGCUGCGCGCCCCUCAUUCGCACGUCCCCCUCCCAGGCACCUUCCCUCCCUCUCUCACUCCACACAUGGACCCCCAGGUGUCAUUUCACGGGCUGCCGGACUUCUCCCGAGAUUGCUUUGAGGGUCGCAACUUCCACUUCGGCGUGCGCGAGCAUGCCAUGGCUGCCAUCAGGCAUGAGAAAAUGCACAUCUCAUCCCAGCAUCCCUCCCCACCCCACUCCGCAUUUGUUUUCCUUCAACCUGCCUUCCAUGGUUCUCUUCCCCCCCACAGCAACGGCCUCGCCCUGCACUCGCGCGCGCUCAUCCCAGUGGCAGCCACCUUCCUCGUCUUUUCUGACUACAUGCGGCCGGCGCUGCGUCUCGCCGCCCUCUCCGCCGCCCGGGUGCUUUUUGUCUUUACCCAUGACUCCAUCGGGCUGGGGGAGGACGGCCCCACGCACCAGCCAGUGGAGCACCUCCCUUCCCUCCGAGCAAUCCCAAACCUCCACGUCAUCCGUCCUGGCGACGCCAUCGAGACAGCUGGCGCCUACGUGGCGGCAAUCUGGCGCAGCGUGGGGCCCACCGCAAUCCUGCUGUCCCGUCAGAAGCUGACAGCUCAGCUCAACGGGUCGUGCAGGGAGGGGGUGUUGAAAGGGGGGUAUGUGCUGGGAGGGGGGGGAGGGGAAGGAGAGGAGGAGGGAGAGGGAGGAGAAGGUGGAUUGGAUUUGGAUUUGAUUCUGAUUGGGUCAGGAUCGGAGCUGGUGCUCUGCCAGGAAGCUGCUGACAAGCUUCGCCAGCAAGGGUACAGCGUGCAGGUGGUGUCUCUGCCCUGCUGGGAGCUCUUCAGGCAGCAGCCUCGGGAAUACCGGGACGCUGUGCUGCCGCCACGUGUCACCAAACGACUGGCCGUUGAGGCUGCUCGCUCCCAGGGCUGGUGCGAGUGGGUGGGACCCGAGGGCUCUGUCCUCUCUGUUGAGCGAUUUGGUGCCAGCGGGCACUAUCUUGAAGUGUUCCAUAAGUUCGGAUUCACUGUAGACAACAUAAUAGAGCACGCUUAUAAGGUGAUGGGUAGAACCCAGUGA
Molecule: messenger RNA, 2439 nt
Organism: Closterium sp. Yama58-4
Lineage: Eukaryota; Viridiplantae; Streptophyta; Zygnematophyceae; Desmidiales; Closteriaceae
Source: the annotation of a GenBank genome assembly